Molecule: messenger RNA, 609 nt
Organism: Lodderomyces orthopsilosis Co 90-125
Lineage: Eukaryota; Fungi; Ascomycota; Pichiomycetes; Serinales; Debaryomycetaceae
Exons: 1
Coding region: 1-609 (202 amino acids)
Biological process (GO): ribosomal large subunit biogenesis; intracellular mRNA localization
Cellular component (GO): preribosome, large subunit precursor; nucleolus
Molecular function (GO): mRNA binding
Source: RefSeq, a predicted model, not a curated record
AUGGCACCUAGACAGUCCAAGACAGCUAAGAGAAAGAACACUCAGAACAAGACGAGGGAAAAUGAAUCAGAUAUUGUUUCCGACUCCGCAGCAAGAAAUCUUCUUGCGGACCAACCAAAAUUAACUCCAAAGUCAAAAGUCAAAAAGCUAUCUAAAUUACAAGUCAAAAAACAACAGGCUAAAAUAAGGCUAUAUGGUGCAAAGAAUGGUAAAGAAUACAAGGAAGAACAGUUGGACAUACCAACUUUGAAUCGGGCGAUUGUACCAGGAGUCAAAGUCAAGAAAGGCAAAAAGGGAAAGAAAUUUGUUGAUGAUCAUGAUAAAUUGACCUUAACUAGAUUAGUCAAGAGUAUAAAUGACAAACAUGACCAGGUUAAUGAAAGUAAAUUGGAAAAGUCCAAGAGAUUGGAAGAAAUACGAGAAUUAAAGAGACAAGAGAUCGAAAGAAAGGAACAACAAAAGAGGGACAAAUUGGAUGGAAAGAAAGAUGAAUUGAGAAAUAAAGCUUCAGUCGCUAGAUCAACUAGGAGAAAGAAUGCAAAAGCUAGAAAGGAAGAGGAGGAAGCUCAAGAGUCAACACCAAAGAGGAAAAAAGUUAGUUUCGCAUGA